Molecule: messenger RNA, 3820 nt
Organism: Lethenteron reissneri (Far Eastern brook lamprey)
Lineage: Eukaryota; Metazoa; Chordata; Hyperoartia; Petromyzontiformes; Petromyzontidae
Gene: ACSS1
Product: acyl-CoA synthetase short chain family member 1
Cellular component (GO): mitochondrion
Molecular function (GO): acetyl-CoA synthetase activity; AMP binding
Source: RefSeq, a predicted model, not a curated record
AUCCCUACCCAACACCCGCACCCACUCGCACGACCCGCAGCAAAAUAUUUCCUGGAGGCGGAGACUCGGCGCAAGAGCUUAAAUUGCGCGUUCACACCCCGACUCUCCCGCGGUGAGCUUCUCUCCUCCACACACACAACACAGACACGCGCGCACUUAACACACCCGCACACUCAGCCACGCAAAGAGUUUAAACAGGCAGACACACACACCACACACGCGCGUGUGCUAGACAUGGCAACUGCAGUGGUGUACGGAUGGCUGGGAGGCCGGGCGAUGCUGCGUCUGCCACGCGGCGUCUGCGUGUCGGUGCGCGGGCUGGCGAGCGGCAGCGGUCCCAUCGCGGACCGGCCGUACGCCGAGCUCAAGGACAUGGCCCUGAACCAGCCAGAUGCCUUCUGGGGCCAGGCGGCCAAGGAACGCCUGCGCUGGGAGCGCGCCUUCAACAAGGUGCGCGAUUGCGACAUGGACGCGGGCCGCAUUUCGUGGUUCACCGGCGGUAACAUCAACGUGAGCGUGAACUGCCUGGACCGGCACGCGGAGCGGACUCCGAACAAGGUGGCGCUCCUGUGGGAGAAGGACACGCCCGGGACCCACGAGAAGAUCACCUACAAGGAGCUGCUGGAGCUCACCUGCCGCAUGGCGAACGCGAUGCGCUCGCGCGGCGUGAAGAAGGGCGACCGCGUCGCCAUCUACCUUCCGUCCAACCCCAUCGCCGUCGCCUCCAUGCUGGCCUGCGCCCGCAUCGGCGCCGUGCACACCGUCGUGUUCGCCGGCUUCAGCGCCGAGGCGCUCGCCGACCGCAUCCGCAACGCGAACUGCGAGACGGUGAUCACGGCGGUGGGCAGCGACCGCGGCGGCAGGCGGGUGGAGCUGAAGGGGUUGGUGGACGAGGCGGUGCGAGCGUCGCCCUGCGUCAAGCGCGUCUUCCUGGCCGGCGGCGACGAGGCGAAGAAGCGCGCGGGGCCCCUGGACAUUCCCCUGGAGGAGGACCUGGCGAAGCAGAAGACGUCGUGCGCGCCGGAGGUGAUGGACAGCGAGGACCCCCUCUUCCUGCUCUACACCUCGGGCAGCACGGGGAAGCCCAAGGGCCUGGUGCACACGCAGGCCGGCUACCUCCUCUACGCGUCGCUCACCCACCAGUUCGUGUUUGACCACCGUGAGGGUGACGUGUUCGGCUGCGUCGCGGACAUCGGCUGGAUCACGGGGCACAGCUACGUGGUGUACGGACCCCUGUGCAACGGGGCGACCACCGUGCUGUUUGAGAGCACGCCCGUGUACCCCGACCCCGGCCGCUACUGGGAGACCGUGCAGCGCCUGCGCAUCAACCAGUUCUACGGCGCGCCCACCGCCAUCCGCCUGCUCAUCAAGCACGGCGACAAGUGGGUGAACAAGUACGACCGCUCCUCCCUGCGCAUCCUCGGCUCGGUGGGCGAGCCGAUUAACACGGACGCGUGGGAGUGGUACCACAAGGUGGUGGGAGAGGGCCGGUGCGCACUGGUGGACACCUGGUGGCAGAGCGAGACCGGAGGAAUCUGCAUCAGCCCCCGGCCCUCGGAGCCCAAUGCGGAGAUCAUCCCGGCCAUGGCCAUGAGGCCCUUCCUGGGAAUCCAGCCGGCGCUGUUGGACGACAAGGUGAGACUCGGGUAGGUGAGCGGCAAUGACGCCAACGGAGCUCUGUGCAUCGCGCAGCCCUGGCCCGGCAUGGCACGCACCAUCUACGGCGACCACAAGCGCUUUGUGGAGACCUACUUCAAGGCGUACCCGGGCUUCUACUUCAGCGGUGACGGCGCGUACCGCACCAAGAAGGGCUACUACCAGAUCACCGGCCGCAUGGACGACGUCAUCAACAUCAGCGGGCACCGGCUGGGAACCGCCGAGGUGGAGGACGCCAUGGGAGAGCACCCGGACGUGGCGGAGACGGCUGUCGUCGGAUGCCCCCACGACAUCAAGGGGCAAGGAGCCUACGCCUUCGUGAUCCUGAAGGAGAACAUCAAGAAGCCGCAGGAUAAGAUCGUCGCCGACAUCCGCAACAUCAUCUCCACCAAGAUCGCCAAAUACGCCGUGCCCGACAACAUCCUGGUGGUGAAGCGCCUGCCCAAGACGCGCUCCGGGAAGAUCAUGCGUCGUCUGCUCCGCAAGAUCGCCGCCAACGAGGCCAAGGAGCUCGGAGACCUGACCACCCUGGACGACUCGGACGUCAUCCAGGAGAUCGUCAACGGUCACAACGAGCUGCAGAAGAAGGCGAAGAAGUGAUCGCGCCGCGGCGGAAACGUCGCCCUGACGAAAACCCCCCCCCCACCCCGACCCCGCCAGUGCUCCUCAACCUCACACUACAAGCGCUUAUCACACUAACACUACCAGCACUGCUGGCUUCUCCCCCCUCACCUUGCCAGCACUCCCUCUCCUCAUCCCUAACCCCCGCCAAUAUCCCUCACCCAACCCUUAACCCAUUCCCACCCAUCCUCCUCCUCCGCCUCCUCCUCCUCCGCUGCUGAUGCUGAUGCUGCUGCUGACGGUGCUGUGAUGGCAUCGGAGUUGUUCGUCACCUCGUGUCUCUUGGGGAACCGAAGCGCACACGUUCGCGUUCGCGUCGCGAUCGUGUCAAAGUGCCUGCACGUGAGAGUCACGGCCUAACGAUGGAGGCCGUGAGCUCCGAUUUGGGUUUUGUAGACGCACCGUUUGCUUAUUCUCCUCCACAGCCAUUUGUCGAUCAGCUGUUGGAGAAAGACAUCCCCUUGCCGUGUCAGUGAUGAGGGAGGUGGGGGGUGUUGAGCGGUGAAUUAAAAAGAACGUAUUUGGGUGUCGCUUCCCAAACAUCUGUGAGCUGUAUAAGAGGGCAAGCAGCAGACAGCAUCGUCUCCCCAAAGAGGACUCUCGCCCCAUCCAAUAAACAAAUAAAUACUUGGCUUUUUCGAUCCGUAUGAGAGGGCCUAUAAUGAAGGGACCAUCUGUUGAAGGGACCAGAAAUCUUGCCAUGUUUGCACUAAGGUCGGCUUCGCUGCUUUUAAGGGUGCUGGGUUAUCGUCUUAUAGCCACCGUAGUGUAUUGGGGGUAUUUAACGGUAUCGUAGAUAUAAAAUAUGUAUUCCAGAGGUGAAAAACAGUACGGCAAGCAUACGCACGUUUAAAAGAACAACCAACAGUCUUAAUUCGUGAAGAGGUGCUAAUAAAAAAACGCGUGGAAGUUUUAACUGAAGGUAUUUUUAAAAUGGUAAUUGAACAAGGGAACGGCGGGACCAACGUGACCUCUGCAGUUUUAAUCCGUGUUUUUUUUUGUCUGCUUGACUUGUUGCUAUGGCAUUCCUCCACGAGUCAAUGGGUCAGUUUGCCUUAGCCCCGUUGUACUUUUACUUGAAUUCUGCACUUGAGUUGUUUUAAACGCACAGUUCCAACGUUUCCGCCCGAUGAAUUAAUUUACGCGGAAUAAAUACUGCUCGGGGGGCCGCUGGUGGUGGUGGUGGUUAUGAUGAUUAAUGCUGUGAUUUUUGUUUUGUUAAUGUUAACAAAAGCGGAACAAACAGGGGCGGUCUGUGAAACUGAAUUAUUCUGCCGUGGAUACAAAAAAAUAAACCACCCCCCCACCGCAAAAAAGUCGAGAACUAAAAAUGCACUCCAGACGGUCCCCGUUUAAGCCUGGAGCUUUCUGUUUUUGAAUGUUUAUUGUCAUUGAACAAAUAUUGGACACCUAUGCACAGGAACGUGAGCACUCGUACGAAUAUGUGCCGUUAAUAUAAUACAGAAUGUUUCUGCAGAAUGAGAAAAAACUACAUGUAUUAUCUGUACAUAUACAAAUAAUAAAAUAUAUAUGAGCAACUUAA